CACAGAGCUAAUAAUCAUGGCACGAACAAAGCAAACUGCACGUAAAUCCACCGGAGGUAAAGCUCCAAGAAAACAACUUGCCACCAAGGCCGCCCGUAAGAGCGCACCUGCAACCGGUGGAGUCAAGAAACCACAUAGAUACAGGCCAGGAACAGUCGCUCUCCGAGAAAUCAGGAGAUACCAGAAGAGCACAGAGCUCCUCAUCAGGAAACUCCCCUUCCAGAGAUUAGUCCGUGAAAUCGCCCAGGACUUCAAAACUGAUCUCCGAUUCCAGAGUUCAGCCGUCAUGGCCCUACAGGAAGCCAGCGAAGCCUACUUGGUCGGUCUCUUCGAGGAUACCAACUUGUGCGCAAUCCACGCCAAGAGAGUAACCAUCAUGCCAAAGGAUAUCCAAUUGGCCCGAAGAAUCCGUGGAGAACGACGAGGAAAAGGAGGAAAAGCAAAAGCAAAGGCAAAGUCUAGGUCAUCCCGUGCCGGACUUCAGUUCCCAGUCGGUCGUAUCCACAGACUUUUGAGGAAAGGAAACUAUGCCGAGAGAGUUGGUGCCGGUGCACCAGUGUACCUCGCAGCUGUCUUAGAAUACUUAGCAGCUGAAGUAUUGGAGUUGGCAGGAAACGCCGCUCGUGACAACAAGAAGAGCAGAAUCAUUCCCCGUCAUCUCCAGUUGGCCAUCAGAAACGACGAAGAGUUGAACAAACUCUUGUCUGGUGUCACCAUUGCCCAGGGAGGUGUUUUACCAAACAUCCAGGCUGUACUUCUGCCAAAGAAGACCCAGAAAGCUGCCAACAAAUCGUCCACAGAGCUAAUAAUCAUGGCACGAACAAAGCAAACUGCACGUAAAUCCACCGGAGGUAAAGCUCCAAGAAAACAACUUGCCACCAAGGCCGCCCGUAAGAGCGCACCUGCAACCGGUGGAGUCAAGAAACCACAUAGAUACAGGCCAGGAACAGUCGCUCUCCGAGAAAUCAGGAGAUACCAGAAGAGCACAGAGCUCCUCAUCAGGAAACUCCCCUUCCAGAGAUUAGUCCGUGAAAUCGCCCAGGACUUCAAAACUGAUCUCCGAUUCCAGAGUUCAGCCGUCAUGGCCCUACAGGAAGCCAGCGAAGCCUACUUGGUCGGUCUCUUCGAGGAUACCAACUUGUGCGCAAUCCACGCCAAGAGAGUAACCAUCAUGCCAAAGGAUAUCCAAUUGGCCCGAAGAAUCCGUGGAGAACGUGCUUAA
Molecule: messenger RNA, 1222 nt
Organism: Mytilus trossulus (common blue mussel)
Lineage: Eukaryota; Metazoa; Mollusca; Bivalvia; Mytilida; Mytilidae
Exons: 3
Coding region: 17-1222 (401 amino acids)
Cellular component (GO): nucleosome
Molecular function (GO): DNA binding; protein heterodimerization activity; structural constituent of chromatin
Source: RefSeq, a predicted model, not a curated record